Molecule: messenger RNA, 597 nt
Organism: Nannochloropsis gaditana CCMP526
Gene: PMS2
Product: DNA mismatch repair protein PMS2
Exons: 5
Coding region: 1-597 (198 amino acids)
Biological process (GO): mismatch repair
Cellular component (GO): MutLalpha complex
Molecular function (GO): ATP-dependent DNA damage sensor activity; ATP hydrolysis activity
Source: RefSeq, a predicted model, not a curated record
AUGGAGGAGGACGAAAAGCAAGAGCCCCCCACAAAUCAGCACGUGCAACAGCGUGCAGCGCCCGAAAUCAAGGCGAUCGAUCGAUCUUCGGUUGCGCGAAUUUGUUCAGGACAGGUCGAGGUUAAAUUGAAAAAUUGGGGCGUGGAAUCAAUUGAGGUCUCAGACAAUGGAAGUGGUGUUGCGCCGCAGAAUUUCCAGGCCCUGACCCUCAAGUAUCACACAAGCAAACUCUCCACUUUCGCCGAUCUAGAAUCAGUCGCUUCCUUCGGCUUUCGGGGGGAGGCCCUGUCCUCUCUGUGUGAGAUUGCGGGGGCCUUCGAAGUGAGCACACGAGGGGAAAACGAGGACAUUGGCGCCAAGAUCGUCUAUGACCGGAGCGGCAAGAUCCUUUCCCAGACCCCAACCGCCCGCCAGCGAGGGACCACAGUCUGCGUGGCCAGACUCUUCGAGCCCCUGCCCGUGCGGAGGGCGGAGUUCAAACGGACGGUCCCCAAGCAGUCCGCCAAACUCUUAAGGAAUCUUCAAGCCUACGCCCUGGUCGCGACGAAUGUGCGGAUCACGUGCUCCAACACCAAGGGCGCGAAAGGCAUCAGGUGA